This is a messenger RNA of Penicillium mononematosum, 3213 nucleotides long. RefSeq names its product putative MFS monosaccharide transporter. NCBI's taxonomy places the organism in Eukaryota, Fungi, Ascomycota, Eurotiomycetes, Eurotiales, Aspergillaceae. Gene Ontology annotation, molecular function: carbohydrate:proton symporter activity. The transcript is spliced from 11 exons. Gene Ontology annotation, cellular component: membrane. Bases 1 to 3213 code for a protein of 1070 amino acids. Gene Ontology annotation, biological process: transmembrane transport; carbohydrate transport. The record is from RefSeq and is a predicted model, not a curated record.
AUGAAGUCUCCAAUAGCUCCUAUCCUUCUCGAGCCCCAUCUCGGCGAACUUCCAGGAAGUUCACGGAGGAUUUCUCGCAAUGAUGCAGCUACCGGAGCAUCUGCCGCAGGUGUUCGCGCUCUCAGUGCACAGAUGGUGGCCUUCUACUUCAGAGCACCGAUCAAAGCUUUCUUUCGUAUGCGGGUUGAUUAUAUGGCAUUUGCAAGAGCUGUGAACCCCCGUGUCGCCGAAGGCAAAUGGUCUCUGCAUACAACAACCCCCGGAUUAUUGCUGCACGCUGUUCGGACAUAUGGUUGGCGCUUUAUCCCGAAUCAAGUGCUUCCACCUUUGAUGGCAAAUGCAGGGGUUGGUGCUGUUCUCUACACGUCCUAUCUCCAGGUUUUGGGGGCCCUACAUGAACCUGUGGCCCAAGGGGUCAAGCGAGUCUGGCCCCCGGCUCCUCCUUCUGCAACAUUCACUGCUGGAUUUACUGCCGGCACAAUUCAGUCGAUUGUAGCCGCCCCUCUAGACGCGUUACAGGUUCGUUUUCAAACCAGUGACAUGCUGGAGGGUCAGUACCGGAGUAUGUGGCAUUAUGGCCACCACAAGCUCAAACAGAUUGGUCUCCGUGGAGUCUUCGCAGGUUGGAGCCUGUCAUUUAUGCGGGAUUCACUCGGAUAUGCUGUGUUCUUCUCCUCGUUCGAAUACAUCAAGUCACAGUCCUACUAUUCCUUCGUCACUUGGUACUAUGGCUCCCUGCAAGUCGACCACGUGGGCAUGUUUUCAUCGUCCGGGCCUAGUGAUCGCGGUGUACCACUCAUCAAGCCCCACUAUUCAUUGGAGCCCUGUUUUCUGAUGAUGGCUGGUGUUGUGGCAUCGAUUGCUCAGCAAACCAUUCAGCAUCCUCUAAGUAGGAUCCAAGACCUUCACCUAGGUCGGUUGGAAUACCUGGAUCACCAGGCCAGUUUUGUACCUUCGCGACAGAAGAUGAUACGGUUAUACUACCACGCCUACCAGGAGACCUUCAAGAGAUGCAAGCGGAAGGCUGCGCGGGCCGGGGCUGGCGCCCCUGGUUGUUCCGUGGGUUUAUUGGGAGCUCUCUUCGCCAAGUACCUAGCACCAGUGCCGGCCUCAUCAUUUUCGAAUUGGUGCGCCGCCGCUACGCAAAUCCCGCAGACGCUGUCCAUAUCCAGAGUGAUGGAUAUGACAUCCUUCUCACAUAAUGACAAAAAGGGCUGCGAGGUUCAGCCCGUCAAUACCGCCAUCAUUUCUUCGACUUCUCCCCCACGCGCCUCUAAUAUACCCCUCCAGUCCAUACCGUCUGAUUCGCGCUCGACACAUUCGGCCAAGUUAUUGGAGUCCAGCGAGAAGGGUAGCCGACGGUCUUCCCACUCGUCUGAUCGCUCGGUCGGGUCUGACUUCUCAGUCUGGUCAGAUACCGGUGAUCUCGCCGAGCAGUUCGCCGAGGCCGAAGAUCCGCUGCAAAUCCACCUUCGCAAUUCCUCGGAUCGACAGCUUUUGCGUCGGAAAGAGCGAAGGAAGCAGCCCAAACGCGUCCACUAUCCUUCAAACUUGAGCAACGAGCGUUCCGUGGUCGAUAUUGAAAAGAUCAGGAUACCAGUACCUCCCCCGCGGCAUAUUUCGAGAGUUGAACACGUUCUGGCCGCCAUAAUGACACCCAGAAAUGGGCCAAACACCCAGAUGCACGGGUUAGUGGGAAAGCCAUUACUUUACUUCACGAGUGUGUUUGUAUCAUUGGGUGUCUUUCUUUUUGGCUAUGACCAGGGUGUAAUGUCUGGCAUCAUAACUGGCUGGUACUUCAAAGAUUACUUCAACCAGCCUUCUCGGGCUACAAUUGGUACUGUGGUUGCGGUUCUUGAAAUUGGAGCAUUCAUAUCCUCGCUCCUCGUGGGACGUGUUGGUGAUAUGAUCGGCCGUCGAAGGACUAUACUCUAUGGCUCCAUUGUGUUCUUCAUUGGCGGUGCUCUCCAGACAUUUGCCACGGGAAUUCCCAUGAUGAUGGUCGGUCGUGUCAUUGCCGGUCUAGGCGUUGGUGCCCUCUCUACCAUUGUGCCAGUCUAUCAGUCUGAAAUCUCGCCUCCACACAACCGUGGGAAACUCGCAUGCAUCGAAUUCACAGGCAAUAUUGCUGGGUAUGCGACUAGUGUGUGGGUAGACUAUUUCUGUAGCUUCAUCGAUAGCGACUACUCCUGGCGCCUGCCACUCCUUUUCCAGUGUAUCAUGGGUGCCUUGCUUGGACUUGGCAGUCUGGUGAUCUGUGAAUCACCUAGAUGGCUUCUUGAUAAUGACCACGACGAGGAGGGCAUGGUGGUAAUCGCAAAUCUUUAUGGGGAAGGAGAUCUCCUUAAUGACAAGGCCCGCCAAGAAUAUCGUGAGAUCAAGAUGAACGUCCUCGUUCAGCGACAGGAGGGCGAGCGAUCUUACUCAGACAUGUUCCGCCGGUAUCGCAAACGUGUUCUGAUUGCAAUGUCGGCCCAGGCCCUAGCUCAGCUCAACGGGAUCAACGUAAUCUCAUACUAUGCACCUCUCGUGUUUGAAUCGGCCGGCUGGGUUGGACGGGAUGCCAUCCUCAUGACUGGAAUCAAUGGUAUUUCAUACUUGCUGUCCACCAUACCACCAUGGUAUCUUGUGGAUGGCUGGGGUCGGCGACCAAUUUUACUUUCGGGUGCCGUUGCCAUGCUCAUCUCGCUUUCUCUUAUCUCCUACUUUAUUUACAUUGAAAUUCCCGCCACCCCGACCCUGACGGUCAUCUUCGUUAUGGUUUAUAACGCAGCUUUCGGGGCGUCUUGGGGCCCCAUUCCAUGGUUAUAUCCCCCGGAGAUUUUGCCUUUGAGUAUUCGUGCCAAAGGUGCAAGUUUGAGCACCGCUUCAAAUUGGGCAUUCAAUUGGCUCGUGGGCGAGGUGACCCCUGUUCUUCAGGAAGUUAUCAAGUGGCGGCUAUAUCUGGUCCAUGCUUUCUUUUGUGCAUGCAGUUUUGUGCUUGUUUAUUUCUUGUACCCCGAAACGAGUGGGGUUCGCCUCGAAGAUAUGAACGAUCUUUUUGGCGAUGCUUCUACCGCCAUGCCGACGCCGGCCACUCAGGGCGAACGAGGAUCGCUAAUGGGUGCUGGUUCACCCGUCCCAUCGCUCGAUCUGCGUCGACAGUAUGGUCAAUUUGGGGCGGAGAGUUCCAUCCCUGGUCUGAGAUAUCGAUCCGCCGACUUCGAGCCAUGA